Molecule: messenger RNA, 2612 nt
Organism: Sander lucioperca (pikeperch)
Lineage: Eukaryota; Metazoa; Chordata; Actinopteri; Perciformes; Percidae
Gene: csdc2b
Product: cold shock domain containing C2, RNA binding b
Exons: 4
Coding region: 491-958 (155 amino acids)
Biological process (GO): regulation of mRNA stability
Cellular component (GO): cytoplasm
Molecular function (GO): mRNA 3'-UTR binding
Source: RefSeq, a predicted model, not a curated record
UCGGAAUCCUCGCCAGCUGCGCAGACUCAGCAGCCCUCGCGUCGUCACGCCAGGGUUUUCCGUCGACUGCACGGAUUUGGUCGACUUAUUUAUUUAAUAAGUCGUUAUAUAAUACACGCCGAGUUAAGGCAGACACUCGCACAAGCUGAUCAUCCUCAUCCUACUAGCGCACCCAAUGCGGUUUAAAGCCACAUGACAGCUCUCUGACCAUCCUCCAUCCUCUCCCUGUUGUCUGUCUCCUCACAGCCUGUCCUCCUGACAGACUUGAAGUGACAACACUGACCUGGAUAACCGCUGAGCUUGUGUCCCACACUGAGGCAGACCUUUCCAAGCAGACAGACUUAUACAUACACCAGUGGACAGACAACAGUGUCAGCAGCCCAUUAGCAGCCUGUGGCUCGAGGAGCAGCAGCAGCAGCAGUAGCAGCGUCCAACACUGCAUCCACACCAUCCUCCCUCACCCAUCCUCCUCCUCCUUGUCACUUCUGACAUGGCAGACCCCAGCCUCACGUCGCCCUCUAGGAUCCCGCUGCGCUCCCCCAACACCUCUCUCACCCUCUCCUUCCCCUUCCUGAGGGAGGGCAGCCGGGUAUGGGAGGAAGGGAAAGAACAGCCUCUGCCUCGGGAUUUGCCAAGCCCGUUGCCAACCAAACGCACCCGCACCUACUCAGCUACGGUACGGGCUCACUCAGGUCCGGUGUUUAAGGGUGUGUGUAAGAACUUCUCCAGGUCACAAGGCCACGGCUUCCUCCGACCCUCCCACGGUGGUGAAGACAUCUUUGUUCACAUCUCUGACAUCGACGGGGAGUACGUCCCAGUAGAGGGGGACGAGGUCACGUACAAAGUGAGCCGGGUCCCGCCCAAGAACCUCAAGGUGCAGGCCGUGGAGGUGAAGAUCAUUCAUCUCAAUCCGGGGACGAAACACGAGACCUGGUCCGGCCAGAUCAUCAGCUCGUAGGCCUGAACUCCCGGCCUGGUGGGUGGGUCAUGCUGGGCAGGGCUGGGUGGGGGGAGGGUGGACCUGUUGUGGGACUGAUGACUUACAUUCUGAGCUCAUAAACAUGUUUCACCUACACAGCAAAGUGCCCAGAGUUAAUAAUUCAGGUGUCCACUCACAGAGCUGAUACGCUUUCUUCAAAACUGUCUACACUGGUGGAUUUGCUGUGUAUGUAAAACUGACCAUUUAUUCCCUGUUAGGAAGAAGACACAUUAGUUUAAUUUAUUAAUAUUUUUUCUCAUGACAGCAGUAAUAAAAGUCAGAUUUGAGAUGGGAAGGUAAAGUGACAGGUCAGUUGUAAAGUUGUAAAUCGGAAAGAGCUUGUGGGGCCACAUUCUUCACGGCGAUCAGUUGUGUAAAGUAUGAAACGCUGAGAAAACUGUAAACAUAACUGUGGUGCAGAUCUGCAAACUGAGGCAUGACAGCUGAGUGUAUGUGCAAGGAAGAAAGCGACGUAGGACAAAAGUCUGAAUUCAGUUUCUCAGGCUGUUAUGCACUUGUUUACUUCACCAGAGUUUUCAGGAUCACAUGUUGGAUGCAAGUGUGGGUCAGAUGACUUGUUUUCACAACCUACACAGUGCAGACAUUGGAAAGAUGAGAAGAAACUUAUGGACGUAAAAGCAAGUAGUUUAGGGAAUUUAAGUGAAGAGAUUGGAACGAUUGUAUAGUUGAGGGAGAGAAAGUAGAAAUGGCAGGUUGACCAUCCUUGACAGGAUUGCUUAUGAUCUUAUUUCAGGUCCCCAGUUUCAUGACCUUAGAGGACAAAAAAGUGGAAGAUUUAUUUUUAAAUGGAGAUAGGAAUGUGCUGGAGAGUAAGUUCAGAGUUAGGAAUUCAGUUUGUCUCAGAGAGGAAAAGCAUGAAGAGAGACCAGGACUUAAGCGGGCAGAUGACAUUAAACCAAGCAUGGAUAUUUCAAAAAAUAUAAAAAAUUACACAUUUUUCUGUUAAAAGGAAAGCGAUUGCAAGUAUAAUGCUGAAAAAUACAUAUUCUCAGUUGUAUUGUCUUGUUUGUGGUUAUUUAUUUGAAUUAUUUAUUUGAUGGUGUGUUCAGAUGUGUGUGUCCUCAGAUUGCAAGCUCUAUACUUUGGGUAAUACAGUCAAAAGUUCCACUCAAACAAUUUGAACUUCCACUAUGAAAACUGCCAGAACAUCGGCUCCAGAUAUCACUGUCAGGUUUUUCUCAAUGUGUUGUUCUGUUUAAACAUGUCUGUUUUGAAUGUGUCUGGAGCCACCAAUUUCUCAUGAACAAAACUAUUUGUAAAUCUGUUUUUUCAAAUCAUGUAUCCGUGUGUGAUUUAUUAAGCAUAGUCAGUGUGAUGGUGAACUACAUGACUUCACAGUUGGUGCCAAACGACAUCACAUAAACGUUUGUAGUUAUUCAGGUUUUGCUCAGUACUGUACUGGAUGUCAUUUUCUAUUAUAUCUGUUCCAGAGAGUCUCUAUGCAUCUUGUCUAUAUGUCAGUGUCACUGCCUGGACUUGUUCAGCAUUACAUUUUGUUUAUUUCUGUCAUAUCAAAGGGCACUUUCUUUUGUGGACGAGCCACUGUGGUGGUGAUCCCCAUGAUUUCUUCUACUGAGCCUUGAAAGAACAUUAAAGCAUUUUAUGAAUUACA